Messenger RNA from Scheffersomyces coipomensis, 1932 nucleotides. RefSeq lists its product as uncharacterized. The record is from RefSeq and is a predicted model, not a curated record. The transcript has a single exon. Gene Ontology annotation, biological process: carbohydrate metabolic process. Bases 93 to 1910 code for a protein of 605 amino acids. NCBI's taxonomy places the organism in Eukaryota, Fungi, Ascomycota, Pichiomycetes, Serinales, Debaryomycetaceae.
UGAAGAUCAACUUUUUCAGUGUUCAAAAUAGAGCUUAAUUCAAGUGAAAUUAGUGUGAAAGUAAGUAAGAUAUCAUAGAUCAAGAGACGACAAUGUCAUAUUUGCUAACCUCUAGGAGAUCAAGGCUACCAAGACUAAUAGCUGGGAUUGUGGUGCUAACUCUUCUAUAUGCUGCCAUAAGGAAUUCUUCGUUAAAAUCCGAUACAUCUCUUGGACCUGUGGAUGACGUAACUGAUCUUCUUCAAUUCAAUCAGGAUGGAAGCUUACAAGUGAUUUCAAAAAAAGAUACCAAGAAGAAUGAGGCAGUGAUUCGUCCAGGAUCUGAACAAGAUUUUAUGCAUGCUAUGAAUAAAGCAGUGGGUAAGUGUCCUGAUUAUGUUGAUUACUCCCAAAAAAGACAUCCACCAUAUUCAUCAGGUCCAUAUAAAUACCCAUUCAUGCGACCUCCUCCUAAAUGUAGGACAUUCACUUCCAAAGCUGUUGAGGCAUUGAUUAAUGAUUUGAAAUCCAAAGCCAUUGAUGACGAUCUUGCUCGUUUGAUUGAGAAUACAUUGCCAAAUACAUUAGAUACCACAAUCUUAUGGCACAAAUCAUCUUUAAAAGAUAAGUCAAUUCCUCAUCCCCAGACGUUCGUGGUCACUGGAGACAUUCAUGCUGAAUGGUUAAGAGAUGCUGCAAGACAAUUAUCAGUAUAUCAACCCUUAAUCAAAUAUGAUCCCGAUUUGAAGGAAUUAAUUAAAGGUGCUAUCAGCACUCAAGCAUAUUACGUGGUCACUUCUCCAUAUUGUAAUGCAUUCCACCCUCCACCAGGUUCAGGUGUAAAGAGAGGUAGUACAGCCGUGGAUCAAGUCUUUCCAAGACCAGAUUGGAGACAAGUUUUUGAAUGUAAGUAUGAAAUCGACUCCCUAGCAUCGUUUUUGACAUUAAGUAAUGAUUAUUUUGAAAACUCUGAUGGUGAUAUAUCAUUCAUCAAUGGAGAUUGGUUGAACGCAUAUGAGAAGUUAUUAAUUGUCUUGAGAAGAGAAUCAAAAGCAUCGUUCAAUGAAGAAACAGGUCAAGCUAUGAACUUCCAUUAUUCUUUCAAAAGACAAACUGAUAUAGGUUCGGAGACUUUACCAUUAGGUGGUGUGGGAAACCCUGUCAAUUUUGGAACUGGACUUAUUAGAAGUGCAUUCAGACCUAGUGAUGAUGCUACUAUUCUUCAAUUUUUCGUUCCUGGUAAUAUUCACGCCUUAACUGAAUUAAAGAGAACUCGUAAGAAUUUCUUGAGGGAUGAUAUUAUUACCGAUAUUGAUAUUUCGUUAUUAACUACAGUUACUGAUGAAUUUAUCAGUGGUUUAACCAAUGGUAUUGAAAAGUACGGUAUCGUAAACCAUCCAAUCCAUGGUAAAGUUUAUGCAUAUGAAGUCGAUGGUUACGGUAGUGCUAUAUUUAUGGAUGAUGCUAAUAUUCCUUCAUUAUUAUCUAUUCCUGAUAUGGGGUUCACCAGUGUGGAUGAUCCAAUCUAUCAAAACACUAGAAAAAUGCUUCUUCAGAAAUCAGGUAAUCCAUAUUAUUUACAAGGAAAUAGUUUCCAAGGUAUUGGAGGUCCUCAUAUUGGAAUCAAUAAUGCUUGGCCAAUGUCACUUUUAGUUAUGAUCAGAACCACUGAUGAUGAUGAGGAAAUAAAGAAGAACUUGAAAUUAGUAAUGGAAACUACUGCUGGAUUAGGUUUAAUCCAUGAAAGUGUUAAUGUUAAUUCAAGGGGAGGUAGGGAUUACACCAGACCAUGGUUUGCUUGGAGUAAUUCUGAAUUCGGAAAGACCAUAAUUCAUUUGGCAAAACAUAAACCACAUCUUGUUUUUAAAGAGGAGUUUGCUCAAACUCCCUACAAUAUUGAAUCGGUACUAGCUUCACUAGUUGAAAAUUAAUAGAAUUUAUACAUAUAUAUAU